Nerophis lumbriciformis (worm pipefish) is the source of this 3612-nucleotide messenger RNA. The record is from RefSeq and is a predicted model, not a curated record. Lineage: Eukaryota; Metazoa; Chordata; Actinopteri; Syngnathiformes; Syngnathidae.
AUGACAGCUAAACACCAAUGGAGGGGCCUGCUGGUCCUACUCUGCAUCGUGUCGCAAUGCAGCUUUGCUACCAAAGUGGACUCCUCCACCCAUGAGCAAGCAGUUACCUUCAGCCAUGUCUAUAAUAUUGACGUUCCUGGGGGGUCCGAUUGCAAACUGGAGCAUCCGCAAAGUCAGGAUGAAAAAGGUCUGCAGAUGGAGACCACACCGACUGGAGAGAACAACGUCAUUUUCAGGCACAAGAUCAGGCUGCAGUCUCCCACAUGUGACUGUGCGGAAUCUGAGAGCUUCAAGUCUCUCCUCUACAGAGUGAAUGGCUUAGAAGAGGAAGUCAACUACCUGAAAAGCCAGUGUGCUCAGGGAUGUUGUGGCAGUGGAGGUGCAGUAGGUUUAGACACAAGCUGCAGUGGCCAUGGCACCUACCAAGAGGAGACUUGCAGCUGCCAAUGUUACCCAGGAUGGGAAGGCCCAGACUGCUCAAUAUCUUCCUGCCCAGAUGAGUGCAACGACAAUGGCCGCUGCGUAGAUCGCAAGUGUGUCUGCUACCAGGGAUAUACGGGAGAAGACUGCAGUGAGCAGAUGUGCCCUGACAACUGUAACGACAAGGGGCGCUGUGUGGAUGGAAAAUGUGUUUGCUUCCCGCACUUCACUGGCGACGACUGCAGUGUCCAGAAGUGUCCCAAUGACUGCAGUCGGAAUGGCCUUUGUGUGAAUGGCCAGUGUGUCUGUGACCAGGGCUUUUAUGGGGAGGACUGCUCAUUAGCUCUUAGUCCUCAAGGUCUUAGGUUGGUCCAAGCAACUGAUAUCUCCCUCCUGGUACAGUGGUUGCCAGUAGCUGGUGCUGACUAUUACGUUUUAACUUAUCAUCCCCGAGGACAGGGGAGUUCCUUAAAGCAGGUUCGGGUUCCCAACAUGGAUAACUCCUAUCUCAUCACGGGCCUGACAUCUGGGCUUACUUAUUUUGUUGAAGUUCAUGCUGUCGUCAAAGGAAUCCAAAGUGGGGCGGAAGAGAUUGAAGCUACAACAGUUGUCUCAGCAGUUAGUGACAUCCGAGUUCUUGACCGGAGCGACGUCUCAAUCCAGGUAGACUGGAGCAACCCACAAGCGGAGGUGGAUUACUUCCGGCUCACACACAUUGACCCAUCAGGGCAGGAAGAGGAGUUAAAUGUCCAGAAAAGCCAAGAGGCGAGGACAAAACACACCAUCGUAGGCCUGUAUCCUGGAACAGAAUACCUGAUUGCAGUGCAGGCUAUCAAAGGACCGAUAGAGGGAAACGCUUCUUCUGUAAUAGGUUCUACAGACAUCGAUGCUCCAGCGAACCUGAUUACCACUCAGGUAACAGAAGAUACCGCAAUGCUUUCUUGGGACCCGGUUCAGGCCCAUAUUGAAGGCUAUAUGUUGACGUACACCUCGGAUGCGGGCUCCAGUGGCGAGAUCCCGGUCGGGCGCGACAUGACUUCAUAUAGGCUGGUUGGUCUGAAGCCUGGUGUGGUCUAUACCAUAAAUAUCUGGGCGUUCAGUGGGGACAAGGUCAGCAGGAAGAGUUUCACAACGGCUGAGACAGAGAUGGAUGGUCCAACUAACCUCUUGGCCCAGGGAGUAACAGAGAGCAGCUUCAGGGUGUCUUGGGAAGGUGUCCAGGCAGAAAUCGACGGCUACGUGAUAAGCUACCGUUCUCCUGAUGGCUCAAGCGAGGAAAUCCCAGUUGGGCCUAAUAGUAACAGUUACACAUUAAAAGGCUUGAGGCCUGGAAUCAUUUAUACAGUCUACGUCUGGGCUGUCAAGGGCAACAAAGCCAGCAGGAAGGUCUCAACGCGAACAGGAACAGAAUUGGAUGCUCCUUCUAACGUCUUAGCCCAUGAUGAGACAGAGAGCAGCUUCAGGGUAUCAUGGGAAAGCGUCCAGGCAGAAAUAGACGGCUAUGUACUAAAGUACCGUUCUCCUGAUGGCUCGAGCGAGGAAAUCCCAGUUGGGCCUCAUGUUAGCACUUACACAAUAAGUGGUUUGAGGCCCGGAGUCGUCUAUACAGUUCGUAUCUGGGCUGUCAAGGGAGAUAAAGCCAGCAGGAAGGUCUCAACACAAGCAGAGACAGGACUCGAUGCGCCUACUAACUUCAGAGCCAAUGAUGAGACAGAAAGUAGCGUCAGCGUAUCAUGGGAUGGUGUCCAGGCAGAAAUAGAAGGCUACGUCCUCACCUACACGUCCUCAGAGGGGUCGAGUGGUGAAAUAUCUCUGGGACCAGACGCCACUUCCUACAGCUUGACAGGACUGAGACCAGGUGUGAUCUACACCGUCUACAUCUGGGCCAUCAAGGGAAACAAAGUCAGCAGGAAGGUUUCAACACAAGCAGAAACAGAACUUGAUGAUCCUGCAAACCCUUUAACCCAAGACCAAACGGAGAGCAGCUUCAGAGUUUCCUGGGAAGGCGUCCAGGCGGAAAUCGAUGGCUAUGUCCUCACCCACAGUUCCUCGGAGGGCUCCAGUGGGGAAAUCCGCGUUGGUGCCGAGAGCAAUUCUUACAGUCUGAGUGGUUUGAGGCCCGGUGUCGUUUACACAGUCUACAUUUGGGCUGUCAAAGGAGGCAGAAGCAGCAGGAAGAUCUCCGUCCAAGCUGAGACAGAAAUCGACACUCCGAGGGACCUCCGGGCUCUGAGUGUCACCACUGAGUCGGCCAUGUUGACCUGGACUGCUCCUUUGGCUGACAUUGAGGGCUACAUCCUAACCUACAGGGAUGAGAAUGGCAACAUGGAAACUGUUGAAAAGCAGCUCAGAGCCAGAGAGACCAGCUUUGCCAUAUCCGGCCUCCUGAUGGGGAAGAGAUACAUAGUCAGCAUCAUAGCUUACAGAGGCAACAAGAGGAGCAAAGUGGUUGAAACCAGCUUCAAAACGGUUGGCCUGCUCCACCCCUACCCCAUGGACUGUUUUCAGAUUAUGAAAAAUGGCUUUAAGAAGAGUGGCAUCUACACUGUGUACAUCAAUAAUGUUAACUCCAAUCCAAUAGAGGCAUACUGCGACAUGGAUACUGAUGGAGGCGGCUGGCUGGUCCUGCAGCGCCGCACCACUGGCAAACUGGACUUCAUGAAACGCUGGAGGCAAUAUGCGGCUGGUUUUGGCAACAUGACUGACGAGUUUUGGAUUGGACUGGAUAAGAUAUACCAGAUGACCAACACGCCCAUCCAGUACGAAGUGAGGUUUGAUUUGGGUCUCGGUUCCGAGAGGGCCUACGCCGUCUACGACAGCUUCAAGAUCGCCAGUGCCAGGCAGAAGUUUGCACUCACCAUUGGUAGUUACAGAGGAACAGCAGGUGACGCCAUGACCUACCACCAAGGUCGGCCCUGGACAACUAUCGACUCAGAUAACGACAUCGCCCUAGGCAACUGCGCCCUCACGCACCGCGGGGCCUGGUGGUACAAAAACUGUCACCUGGCCAAUAUCAACGGCAAAUGGGGGGACAACAGGCACAGUCUGGGGGUGAACUGGGAGCCGUGGAAAGGCCACCUGGUGUCCUUGGACUUCACUGAGAUGAAGAUCCGACCAGUGGGAUCGUACUCCAGCAGGAAGAGGCGCUCGUUGAAGAGCCAAAAGAUCAUCGUCAGUUAUCAAGACAAGUAG